GCACCGCGGGGACGGGGGUCCUGGAGCGGGACAGCCCAGGUGAUGGCAAACCCGCGCUGACGCGCAGAGACUUAUCGCUGAUAUUCCCAUAAACCGAGGGAGAACUUCUCGUGACAGCCAGGGAUAUUCGCUUUCCUUUCUGUCUCGGUGUCUUGACCGAAAGUAGAGCAGUUGCUAAACUGUUGCCUAAGCAAAUCAGGCGUGACACAACAGCCAAUUUGUUUCAGAGAACGAGUUUCCUGUUGGAAAUCUAUUCUCCUCCUAGUAACAAGCAUUUGAGAAGCUGGAAGGCAGCAGAAAAUGGUUCGGGAGCGAUGUGGGAUGUCAGAAAGCUUAAGGUCAACUAGCGUGCACAGAGGUUGUGAACUGUAAUUGCUCUUAAUGCUGUUUAAGAUUAACCUCAGUGGUUAUCAGGGUUUAUUGCAUCAGCACCAGGGGAAAAGGAAUUCGUAUGAAGAAAUAAGACCAAGAAGCACAGUCAGCCGUCUGCUGUUAAGCAAGAAAAAACUGAAAGUAGUCACUUUCAAUAUUAAUAUUAAACAAGAAUAUCCUUAAAUAAUGGACGUGCGCAGCUAGGAAGCAUGUUCCGAUUUUAAAAUCUUGGCAGAUGAGAUGUAAAAUCUCACUGUAGAUGAAAAGGAUCGUCUGCUAAACAACAAACAAAAAGCAGGGGGAGAACGAAUGAACAGUUGUUUGAACCUACCUGAAUUGGGAGGGUACCAUGAAUAGUAAAACUGUGCUUUUUGGAGAAUUCCAAAAGCAAGGUUAAAGGAACGAAGCAUUAACUCAGCCCGGGAACGAGCUGUGCCGGUAACAGUGCAGGGCUGAGAAGUGUUCAGCACCUCCAGUGGCAGUAACUCCAGAACAGGUCCACGUGCGUGCUCUAUCGAAGUAAACAGAGAUUGUAUCAGAAAGGCCACGAUGGAACCACGCUUUAAUGCCUGAUAGUCUUAUUCCUACUGUUUCCCCAGCCUUUACAAAUCCAGGGGAAAUGAGAUAGUGCUCUGGAUGGCUUAUAGACAGAGGGACAAUUUGUACAAAAACUGGGACAAGAAAGGGCAACUCGUUGCAUUUUUUAAAAUUGUAAAAUCUGAUUUUCCUAUUUAUAAAAGAUUUCUAAAAGCAGAUUUGUUCCCCAGAAACUGGAAAACAUCUACCUUGUUGUUAUGAAAAGAGGACAUAUUCAGCUUACUGAGGAGCUUUGAUAUAAGGCUGAUUAUUUCUGUCAUUUGUAUGGUGGUGGCUCCUAACAAUCCUAGAGGCAGACUGGAAGCCGCCCUACCAGGCACGGUUCAGAAGCACUGCCCCAGGAAAGAGUCCCAGAAAAGCAAACCAGUGGCAAACAGCUCUGCAAAAUGGGACUCAGCUCACAGCAGAAAUCUUUACAGAAGCCUCAGCCCCCUGGUGGGCCUUCCCUCCCCAGUCAGAGGUGCCUUUCAGGAUGAUUGGGAGGGCAGUGAGCUGUCUGGGGAGGAGGGCAGCAAGUUUCGACGGUCAAGGACACUUUCUCCUGCUCUGGGCACCCAACCACUUCUCUUUUUCACAGUAGUGACAGGUGGGUGAGAGGACCUGAAGCCGUUAUUGUAGGGUUUUGUUGGUGCUCGUGGAACACUUAGCAGUAACUACUAGAAAUCUACAAUUAACACAAUUUCUCAGGCACAUUCUUGGUUUCCUCUGGUGCUGCUGCUGACCUUAAUUAAAAGUUCACCUAAACUGAAAAAUAAUUGAAUAAACCACCAGAGCUUGAAAAUUAUUAGCCCAACUAAUUAUUUUGGAGGCUGGAAAAACAGUUUUACUGUUACUUUAAGACUCCUGGUUGGAUUGAAUUAUACAGAAUUAACUUUGUUGAAUGAAGCCGUCACCAGGAUACAAGGAGACUGAGUCAGUGAAAAUAACUGAAAUUUCUGCUGGCAGUGAGGGGUUCAGUGUCAUCUGGAAUUGGCCUGUUUAAAUUAGUUGAAUGGUUGAAUGUUGGUAAAUAGUAAAUAAUACUGGGAGGACUUCAGCUGGAAAUUAAUAGGGCCAUUUCUGACUUGCUGGAAAAGAGUAACUGCUAGCUUUCUGAGAUUAUAGGAUUAAACUGUAUCAGUACUUUAAAUAUGACUCAUGAGCAGGGGCUUUCUGAAGAGAAUUACAUAAAUUUCCCAAGGUCUUUCUGAAUAACAAAUUGUUCCAAACAAUUUCCCCAUCUUGAAUAACUAUGGGUGAAAUCCUGGCCCCAUUGAGGUCAACAGAAAAAGUCCUUUUGAUUUCACUGGGGUCAGGAUUUCACCCUGAGACUGGGAAAUAUUCAACUCCCCUGUGGUGACUGGGUGAGGAAGAAGUGAGGAAGACUCUGCAGUUGGACGUGGUAUUUUCCAGCAACAGGCAAUUCACUCUCCUCUGAUUUUUAUGUUUACCUCACUUAGCAAUGAACUAGGUUCUAUUCUCAUUUGCACCAGUAUGGAUUUACAGUGUAUUUUUAGAUAUCUCUGAGCAAAUUCUAUCUUCUUGUCAAGGCACAUGACCCCAGACAUUUCUUGCUGGGUUCCAGAAGUAACGUACAGGGAACUGUGCAGUUCUGGGUCUACCAUGUGGAAAUUUAGCUUACCCACACUGCUACCCUGAGGCAACUGUUUGCUUACCUGCACUAAGUUAAUGACAACUGACUUUUCUGUAAUUAUUGUGGUUCUAAUCCAGAGUAGAUAACACGUACUGUAAUUAUCCAUACAGCUAUUAAAAAAAACCAAAACAACAACUACAACAACAAAAUCUACACACCAAAGAAAGCUGGAAAACCAACGUAGUAAAAUCCAAUUUAACCCGAGUCGCUUUAUGAACAAAGGAACUAUUACAACCUGUUUUCCUGUGGAUUUGCACCUUUUGUCCCUUGGGCCACACACAAAAGGCACUCAGUGUUCUUCCAGAAAGUUUUCUUCCCUCUUAUCUCACCUCUGCUGGGGGAGAGAUGGGCUGUGACUUGCAGGGAUGUGUGCAUCAGCUAGCCCACCGUGUUUCAAUGACUAACUGCUGAGUUUUGCCUCCUUCUCCCUCGGUGGAGCCGCCAGUUUUCACAAAGCACAUAGGACCUCUCUGCCUUCAAAACUGGCUAAAAAAAAUAAGAAGAAUGACUAAAAAGAGAGAAGUAGAGAGCACUGUUGGAUAGGUUCAUUUUCUUCAGAAAUCUACUAGAAAUGAAGUUUCUCCAUGGGUUUACAUUUGCAUAAUUCCCCUAAAGUCUCUUCAAUCACACUGUUUUAUGUCAGCAGAAGAUCCAGCCAUAAAUAUUUAAGAACUUCAAGCCUCUCGUAGAGGGCACAUAAGGACAGUUUCGAAUUCUACAAGAGCAAAGGAAUGAAACAAAUGGCUUCACAUUUUUCAUGAGUCAAUCCCUCCAACUCAGCCUGUGCUGUGGAGCCCCAGAGCAUCAAAAUGAUGGUCCAACACUCAGGCCAGGUAUCUGCAUUAGAAGUCAGCGCCUCCGCAAUUGUUCCCACUUUGUCCCCCGCAGGGUCACUGGGGUUUGAUGAUUUCACAAAUUUAACCCCCCUGGUGAAGGAGGAACUGAGGUUUGCCAUUCAGAACAAGCGUCAGUUCCACAGGAUGUCUUCAACAUUGGACACAGUGACUGUUGCUGAAAGGCCAGUUGAAACAUCAAUGAUGAAAACAGAGUUUUCUCCUGAAGAAGACGAAAGAAAAAAGAGAAGAAGGGAAAGGAAUAAAAUUGCCGCGGCAAAGUGCCGAAACAAAAAGAAGGAAAAAACAGAAUGUUUGCAAAAAGAAUCAGAGAAGCUGGAAACGAUCAAUGCAGAAUUGAAAGCCCAGAUCGAGGAGCUGAAGAACGAGAAGCAGCAUUUGAUAUACAUGCUAAAUCUGCACAGGCCCACGUGUAUAGUCCGUGCACAGAACGGAAGGACACCUGAAGAUGAAAGAAAUCUUUUUAUUCAACAGAUCAAAGAAGGCACAUUACAAGGUUAAGUGAUACGGCAAUUUAUAAUGUUUUUAACAGCUACCAGAAUCCAUGGGGGAGUCUGUCAUAAUGUGUAGGAUUCUAUUAGUCAAGAGCCUUUAGGAAGGGCAGAUUGCUUUCGUAAGCGGAAAGAAUCAUUUUGGCUUGACAGCGAUUUUUGCCCUUGGAAGAUCUGGUCUCAAUCAAAUUGAAGAGCCUUCUGCCUCAAAUAUAGGGUUUGCACCUGUCAUACUUGCUGUUCCUAGGAGCUACAGACAACAGCUUCCGAAGUUUUAGCUCUCUGCUAGUAUACAGAAUCUGCACUCACGAGGUUUGUGCUAGAACACUAUGACUUCCAGUGAUGCACGUGGUACAGACAGCUGUACUGGAUGGACACUACUUUUCCUUGUUGCUGGUAGGGAAAGAAGACUGAGUAUUUUUGAAUUUCCAGGAGGAUGGUUUCUGGCAGAAUGUCCUGAUGUGUAUUGUUGCAUUCUAACCUAGCACACACACACACAAAAAGUCCCUGUAGUUCCAACUAAGCUUUGUCAUUUUUUUCUCAACACUCGUGGGUUUUUUCUGUGACUCAUCUCAGUGACUGAAUUUGAAGAGUCUAGAAAGUGUGACAAAUGUUUCUUGCAAAACAUCUGUGUAGCCUAGCUUGUAUUUUAUGAGCUGUCACCCCAGAUACUACCCCUUGGGGACUACAGUUUUUUCUUGAAUUGCUGAAGAGCAGCUUGUACCAUCACUUAGUGACUUGGUGAAUUGGAUCCACUGGAAAGAGGAAACUAACUGUGCAGGGGUAUUGAUAGAGGUUUUUCUCAAGUAAAGAACUGCAGGAGUGAAUCCCAGACUCCUGAACCUUGAAGAAAAUAAAUAUUUUUUAAAUUCAUCUAGGAUCUAAUCCUACAAGCCUUAAUUCAUGCUAUUACCCCUCAGUCACAGAAGAGGUUCCAUGGAUUUCAGUGGGUCUGCUCAUGCAGAUAGCUCUUACAGGCAUAAGAGCUUGACAAAGCUUUUUCCAUCCUGGUCAGAAUUACCUCCUUUUGCCAGGGGAUUCAGAGGGAAAAAUUAUGAUUGCAGCUACUUUUGUUUUACCUUUGAGUGGCAACUACAGUCAAUCAAAAGUGUUACUUAGAAUCUAAAGGAGGCAAGAGUUUUGAUGCAGUGAAUAAUUGUUUUUAUUUUUUAUUAAAUACUAACCUUGGAUGUUUUUGAACUGGUAGAAGAGCUGCUGGAUGAAACAGUUGGAGCUAUGAAUGUUUAAAUUCUGAUGUUUCUGUGAAAUUCUCAGAUUGUUUAUUUCUAUAAAGUAUACCCUAACAAUUUUUUGUAAAAGAAAAUAUUAUCCUUAUUUAUCACUAAUAUCAUAAUGAGUAGAGCUAAUAAAUACUGCGAGCAAGAUAAAACUGAGAACACAAGUGUUGCGCUGUCUUUUUACUUUUAUCUCUUGGUGUUUAAUAUUAUAUAUUCCUAAACUUCACCAGUUGUAUUUGGGACACCACUUAAAAACACUUAUCCUUCAUCUUUUUUGAAGAUGAGGCACUGAGUGUCUUGAAUGAUUGGGUGCAGGUAUUGUACCUUCCAAAAUUCUGUAUCUCCAUUGGUGGUGUCUGUUCAAUGUCACAAUUUAAGCAAAGCAGAAUACAAGUGAAGCUUACAGUGCAUAAUAUUUUACACCAGUUCUGCAGUGUUGAAAUGGUGUGUUUGUUCUAAAGGCUAAACUUGAAGAUACCUCAGCCAUGAGCUUCUUACCCCGCAAGUCUCGCAUGAGUGCAUCACAAAUUGUACCUGGUCCUUAUAAUGAUUGUUAUAUUCUGCAACAGAACUACUUAGUACCAUUUCCUAAGGUCUGGAUAUAUUGUAAUGUCCUAUAUCACAUGUUAAAGGUAUGACUUCAUGUAUCUGAAAAGUGAAUGUAUUACAAAGAUGACAUACUAGGUCCAAUUCUGUCUUAAGAAUCCAUGAUCUUUCUGUAUAUUGGAAGGAGGUUCCAUUGACUUCAGUGAGAGUUUUGUUCAUGUCUUGUAAGCAGAGUGUGGAGCCUCUGUGGCAACUUCUCUGGCUUAAAGGACAAAUUCUACAUGUAAUUGGGCCAGCUGUUUACCAGUCAACAGAUAUACAUGAAGUGUGCUACAGUAAACUUGUCAAACAAUGUUCAUUAUUUGACUUCUGUAACGUGGAAAUACAAAACCAAGGCAUCAUCCUGGCAUCGUACGCCUUGGCUUUGCUUUUUGCCUCUCAAAUACCAGCAGACAAGGCUGUUUGUCUCAUAAUUGGUUAUAAAGUGUUACCACAGAGACUAUAGUGACAGAAUUCAUGUGUCUCCCUUAGGGAAUUUGUAUGGUCGCUUUUAACCAUAUCACCGGUGACGCAGGCGUCAUGCUUUUGUUGCUUGAUCUUAUUUACUCGGCAUGCCAAAUGUUAAUAUGGUACCCCUACUAUUGUCAGAAGAUAAUCUAUUUUUAUUUCUUUACAUGUGCAGUCAUAGCUGCUCUGUACUGCUUUUGUAUGUGUGUGUGUGUGUGCGCGUGCUCCUGCACGCUGCUCUGGAAAUGAUGGUACUCAGGGUCACUUUGCUGUGCCCAGGAAAAGAGUGUUUGAACAGCUAGACAGGAAUGGUAUGUUGCAUGAGUUUUCUCAGAGUAUAUUUUAUUCGGGAGAGCCCUUGAAAUGCAUUAAAAAGCAGUUUGUUUUCUAUUCUCAAGUUUGUUUUGAUACUUUAAUAAAAAAGAAAUAAUAUAUAUUUA
Messenger RNA from Corvus hawaiiensis (hawaiian crow), 6678 nucleotides. It is a transcript of the gene ATF3, whose product is annotated as activating transcription factor 3. The record is from RefSeq and is a predicted model, not a curated record. Gene Ontology annotation, cellular component: nucleus. The coding region runs from base 3412 to 3957 and encodes 181 amino acids. The transcript has 4 exons. Lineage: Eukaryota; Metazoa; Chordata; Aves; Passeriformes; Corvidae. Gene Ontology annotation, biological process: regulation of transcription by RNA polymerase II. Gene Ontology annotation, molecular function: RNA polymerase II cis-regulatory region sequence-specific DNA binding; DNA-binding transcription factor activity, RNA polymerase II-specific.